Messenger RNA from Clarias gariepinus (North African catfish), 884 nucleotides. RefSeq names its product regulatory factor X-associated ankyrin-containing protein (gene rfxank). The transcript is spliced from 8 exons. The coding region runs from base 218 to 802 and encodes 194 amino acids. Lineage: Eukaryota; Metazoa; Chordata; Actinopteri; Siluriformes; Clariidae. Gene Ontology annotation, molecular function: protein binding. Gene Ontology annotation, biological process: regulation of transcription by RNA polymerase II. The record is from RefSeq and is a predicted model, not a curated record. Gene Ontology annotation, cellular component: nucleus.
AAAGAAAACUGUUUAAACUUCGGCAAAUCUAAAAAUGACAUCGUGAUGGUUAGUUUUAAACAAACCUUGUCAGAGGUGUGACGUGUGGUAGGUUUUCGGCGCACUUUGAGAUACCGAGAUACGAUUUAGUUUCACUUUUCUUAGCUCGUAAAUCAGGAAAUAAACAGAAACUGCAGUGAGACGCGCUCAGAAAGGAGCUACAAUUCUGGCAGAGGUGAUGGAGAAGAUGAGUGACGAGAGCGCGCUUCACCACUCCACCACCCUCACUAACAAACAGCGCGGGAACGAGCUCACUGUCCGACCCGCAACUCUGGACAAUUUGUCCAUUCAUCAACUGGCUGCUCAUGGAGAAAUCUCAAAAGUGAAGACACACCUUGCCAGUGACAGUGCCUUACUAAAUAGUCAGGAUGAACGGGGAUUCACACCACUUAUGUGGGCAGCAGCAUUUGGAGAGAUUGAAAUGGUCCAGUUUUUACUAGAGAAGGGCGCUGAUCCAAAAACCUUCGCGCGGGAACGAGAGUGCGCAUUAUCCUUAGCCAGUGCUGGUGGAUACGCAGACAUUGUUGAUAUGCUUUUAAAACAUGACGUUGAUGUCGAUUCUUAUGACUGGAAUGGAGGAACUCCUCUUCUUUAUGCAGUUCGUGGCAAUCAUAUAAAAUGUGUACAAGCACUAUUAAGGCAUGGAGCUGAUAUUACUUUCGAAGCAGACUCAGGAUACAGUCCAGUGGCACUUGCCAUUGCUCUUGGAUACAAGAAAAUGCAAAAGCUGCUUGAGGAUCACAUACUACACCUGCUUCGAUGAUCACACAUGACUACACUUAAGAGACACAAUUUAUCAAUAAUUUUUGUUUACUUUUGUAAUAAAAAUGUCACUACAAUUUUAA